Messenger RNA from Teleopsis dalmanni, 883 nucleotides. Its product is annotated as fibrinogen C domain-containing protein 1-like. The transcript has 3 exons. The coding region runs from base 18 to 770 and encodes 250 amino acids. Lineage: Eukaryota; Metazoa; Arthropoda; Insecta; Diptera; Diopsidae. The record is from RefSeq and is a predicted model, not a curated record.
UCAGUCAUUUUGUUAAAAUGUCGAAUAAAAACUUUGGUGUCUUAACAAUUACCUUGCUGGUAUUUUGCGCAGUUCUUGGAGUCAAUUCACAUAACGAUAAUCCGGGACAGUUACCAACGAAUUGUGCUGAAGCAUUAAGAAAUUAUAAAAAUAGUGGCAUCUAUCAAAUUUAUAUACCAAAAUCAGGACUUAAGCCAUUUUACGUAUACUGUCUGAGAGAUCCAAAUAAUGGUCCCGGUUGGACAAUUGUCAACAGACGUCAAGAUGGUUCUAUAAAUUUCAAUCGCAAUUGGAUUGACUAUAAAGUCGGUUUUGGUAAUCUGGAAGGCGAAUACUUUAUUGGAUUGGAGAAGUUAUAUGCAUUGACAAAUAAUGGAAUUCAGGAAUUAUGGUUUCAGUUGGAGGAUUUUGAAAAUGAAACCCGUUCGGCAUUUUAUAGCAGUUUUGCUAUUGAUGAUGAGAGUUCGAAAUACUCAUUAAGUAUGGUUGGUAAAUAUUUCGGCAAUGCAGGAGACUCUUUUACUGUUCACGCUGGUGCAAAGUUUUCAACAAAAGAUAAUGAUAAUGAUACUUGGGAUGGAAAUUGUGCGGAUCACUAUACAGGCCCCUGGUGGCAUAAAGCCUGUCAUCAAAGCAAUAUGUUUGGACAGUAUUUACGUGGAUCGUACUCUAACGAUAAAUACGCACAAGGUGUUAACUGGAAUGCUUGGCACGGCUUUUACUAUUCACUCAAAUACACUCACAUGGCAAUACGCCCUGUUCGCAUAUAAAUUCAUUGGCCAUGCGAGUGGAACAGAUGUUAAGAACCAACAAAUAGUCAUUUAAUGUUCUAAAAAAAAUGGAAAAUAAAAGUAAAUUUUUUCUGUAUUAUUGUAAAAAAGAA